CCGCCACCUUCAAUAUUAAGAAAUUGGCAAAUUAUAAUUGGGCAUUUUGCACUUUAUUGUAUUGCAAAUAGAAUGCGCACUCCUGUUGGUAGCAAUCCUUUGGAGACUUUUACAAAAUUUGAAAGUAAUAUGAAUUGCGUUCUCUUUUUGCUUCAAUAUUGCUUCGUAAACCACAAGACGUUAAACAAAAGCAAUCACCACAGGCGGGAUUUGAUGAAAAUUGGAGAAGUGAUGCAAAACCUGAAAAUACCGAAAAAAGAGGUUUUCCCAUUUUUCCCCAUUCUUUCAUUUCUAAAUUUCUUUUAA
Meloidogyne enterolobii is the source of this 306-nucleotide messenger RNA. The record is from the annotation of a GenBank genome assembly. NCBI's taxonomy places the organism in Eukaryota, Metazoa, Nematoda, Chromadorea, Rhabditida, Meloidogynidae.